CAGUUGUUCUGCUUGUAGGAACAGAUGUCUCUUUCCUGGGCUGAUAGCACUCAGGGCCACAAGGAAAUUUUCUUACCAGCAGCUCCUCUAACAUAGAAGGGAGAUCAGGCCAGAGAUUGUUGGAAGUCAAUCACCAUGCCCACCUCCUCCACCCAACUGCCAGCCCUUGACUCUAUCAACUCCACCGAGCCACCUGACUCCAACAUCAACUUGUUCUCCAAGUUCAUCCAUUCAGACAAACAACUGUUCACAGAUUUUUAUAGCCUGUGGAUUGUCCUGAUGGUAGUCAAUGCCAUCAUUUUCCUGGUGGGUGUUGUCCUGAACAGCUUGGCACUGUAUGUCUUCUGCUUCCGCACCAAGACAAAAACCACCUCUGUUAUUUACACCAUCAACUUGAUUGUAACUGAUCUCCUGGUGGGCUUUUCCUUGCCUGUCCGGAUCAUCAUGUUCUACAGCACAGGGGACUGCAAGAAUUGUUCCUUGGUUCACAUCUUCGGCUACUUUGUCAACAUGUACUGCAGCAUCCUCUUCUUGACAUGCAUCUGCGUUGACCGCUACCUGGCAAUAGUGCAGGUGGAAGCCUCACGUAAAUGGAGGAACCCCACCUGUGCCAAGGGGAUCUGCAUCUUCAUUUGGAUCUUUGCCACUGUGGUGACUUUCUCCAUCCUGACCAUGGCGAUACGGUUUGCCGAGUGCUGCCUCUCCAAGAUCCUGGUCCUGAUGGUCUGCGAGUACUUCUUCCCCCUCAUCAUAAUCAUCUUCUUCACCACCAGGAUUAUGUGUGCCCUGUCCAAGCCCAGCCUCAUGCACCAGAGUCGGGAGAGGAGAAUGAGGGCUGUGCAGCUCCUUAUCACCGUCCUCAUCAUCUUCAUGAUCUGCUUCACUCCUUUCCAUGUGCUACAGGUCACAAUCUCCAUCAACCCAGACAUGCCCCACAACGUCAGCCUCCUCGUCUACCAUGUGACAGUGACUCUGAGUAGCCUCAAUAGCUGCAUGGACCCCAUUGUCUAUUGCUUUGUCACCAAUAACUUCCAGUCAACCAUGAAAAACAUCUUCAGGAAAACCGAGCCAGAGCAAACUAAUGCAGACAUUGUGGGUAUGAACAAGAACUCCAAGGGCUCCAACACAAUCAUCGCCUUCUCAAACACAAUAGGAAGCCCUCUGAGUUUGCCAUCACCAAGCAGUGUUCAGAUAUAACCCACAUCUGAUGGGACACAUUGCAGU
Molecule: messenger RNA, 1224 nt
Organism: Onychostruthus taczanowskii (white-rumped snowfinch)
Lineage: Eukaryota; Metazoa; Chordata; Aves; Passeriformes; Passeridae
Gene: GPR20
Product: G protein-coupled receptor 20
Exons: 2
Coding region: 136-1197 (353 amino acids)
Biological process (GO): positive regulation of Rho protein signal transduction; phospholipase C-activating G protein-coupled receptor signaling pathway
Cellular component (GO): membrane
Molecular function (GO): G protein-coupled receptor activity
Source: RefSeq, a predicted model, not a curated record